Messenger RNA from Parnassius apollo (apollo), 462 nucleotides. The record is from the annotation of a GenBank genome assembly. NCBI's taxonomy places the organism in Eukaryota, Metazoa, Arthropoda, Insecta, Lepidoptera, Papilionidae.
AUGCCUGUCGACCGCAUGCCGACACCGACGCAAUCUGGCUUGAAAUCUACCUUGCUAGCAGCGCAAGCUGAUAAUAAGAAAGUGCUAACGUUGUCUAACUCAGAACUUACUUCUAAUGUGUCAAAACGCAGCAAAAGAAGAAAAGAAGAAAUUGGAGAAUCAGAAAUGUUAGCAUUCAAAUCAGAAAUUUUAUGUAUGUUUGGGGAGUUUGAAAAGAAACAGCAACAAUACUUUCUGUCUUUGCAGUCGCUAAUAGAACAAAUCAAAGAACAAAAUGCUAAAUUACAGGAGUCUGUCGAGUUUACUGUGGCAAAAUAUGAUGAUGUAUUGCAAGAAAACAUGCUGUCAUGUAUUUGUUGGACUUCCUUUGGUAAGGUGUUUUUAAGAAAAGAAUCUGGUGCUCCACAGAUUGGCAUAAAUUCGGAAAGUGACAUUAAUAAUCUAAAGAACAAGGAAAUAUGA